GAUAUACCCAAAACUACUCCCCAGUACUAUAUCCAAACUCCCAUCGUCGAACACCCAAAUUCCCCUCGUCGAUACACCAAAAAUCCCCUCUCUAAUCUCUUUUCUUUUUGCAUCUUUGUCGAAUGUAAGAUUAAUGGCUGAGUUUCAUCAAAUACCUCUUCAUUAGACCUCCAUAAUCAUCAAACCCUAGAGUUCCCAAGACCAAAAUCGUGAGGACAAUCGGGGUCUUUCCGGAAAAUCUGAAAGACACUUCCGUCGAUUUUUCGGCACUUCUUCAAGGACAGUUGCUUCUCCGGCACUCCUUCCCCAAAUCCCCAAAUUCUAAAAUCAAAUUUGUGCUCGAAUUAGAGAAGCCCAAAUCACCAUAGCCUGGAUAUCUAUGGAUAAUGGUGAUAAAAGUUACAUGAAUCUCCUGAGAUGGACGGAUGAGUAUAUCCGUGGAGUGAAUGAUUUUCUUGAUAAGGCAUUUGAACGAGCCGCCCAAGGAAAUGAAAUAUUAUGCACCUUGCAAAAAGUGCAUGAAUCGCUAUUGGUAUUAUAGAAAUGUGGUGGAGGAUCAUUUGGUUGUUCAUGGAUUUGUUUAUGGUUAUACCAAAUGGGUUUUCCACGGGGAAGGCUUUUCCUCGAGAAAUACACCUCAUCCAAGCAAUGAUGAUGAAGGUUCUACUAUGCGGGACGAUAUUGAUGGACUACUUCAUGAUACAUUUAGAAAUAUAGAGGGUCAGGCAGGGGAUGAAGAAGGAGUUGGGGAAAGACUAUCUGAAGAUGCAAAGAAGUUUUUGAAAUUGCUGGAGGAAGGAAAACAAAAGUUAUAUUCGGGGUGUGAAAAUUUCAGUAAACUGAGUUUCACUAUUCGAUUGUACUUGCUUAAAUCCUUGUAUGGGUUGAGUAAUGUGGCUUUCUCCGAUUUGUUAGAGUUGAUAAAAGAGGCAUUUCCCUUUUAGUAGUGCUACAUUUUGAGGUAGAUAAAAGAGUUGAUAAAAGAGGAUUUGGGAUCUCCAAUGUCCUCUUCUAGUUUAGCUGUGCUACAUUUUGAGACAUCUUCAGUCCACAUGUUGUUGUUCUGAAAAAGACUCCAGCUUUCCUGUUGAUGCCCUCCGCUGCUGCUACAGAGAAUACCCAACAGCUCCUUCCUGUUGAAACUUGUGCAAAAUCUGAACAAUAUUUGAAUAGUCAUGAAUCAUGAAGGGUGCUCAAGCAAAAAUAAGAAAAACUCCAACCGCAUUCCAGCGGGAUCACUUGCAUCUUUGCGAAAUCAAAGGGUUUCGUCGUUGACAACAAAAAGAACCUUUCAAGCUACAAGGUCAAAUGAAAAUGAGGAACGCCAAUCAUAAGCUGGAUUACCUCCAUCUUUGCGAAACCAAAAGCUUUCAUUGUUGACAACAAAAAGAGUCUUGAAUAUAAGGUCAAAUGCAAAUGAAGAACGACAAUCAGAAUUAGGAUCUCAAUUGCAAGAACAAGUGCAACAAAUGACACGGAAUUCCACCUCUUCAGCAGCACAAAGAGUACAUGAACAAGUGCAACAAGCGAAUAUGGAUUCCAUUACUCCUGCAUCACAGGGAGUACAUGGACGAUCUGAUGGUUCUACCAAUCAUGAAGAAAUUGAACAAAUUGAGGAAUAAGGCCCCUCCUCGCCAAAAAGAAAAAGAGGUCGUACUCAAAUGCCAAGUGUUCAUGGUAGAAAGGAUCGUAAAAUAAUCACUCUAAAUGAGUAUAAUCAACCCGUUGGUCCUACUAAAGAAGUUGUACAAGAGUUGGAUAGCUUCCUCGGCACAUUGGCAAGGAGUGAGACUUUUUGUCCUCUUAAUGUAUUUAAUUGGAGGAAACUAGACACAAAAGAUGAUAUGUGGAAAUAUAUCAAGGAAAAAUAUGACAUUCCUGGCGAGGCGAAACAAUGGAUUUUUGAAUCAGUUUGUAGUGCUUGGAGAAAGUAUGAGAGUCAAUUGAAGACAAACCACUUCAAAGCCUAUGAGAAUGAAGAAUUUCGAAUGGAGAAUAGGCCAGUAGAUGUUCGAAUGGGACCUGAACAUCCAGUUCGUGUGAGAUUGUACGGAAGAGGGGUUACCAAGACUUUGUUAAAAGGGCAAAAAGGGAUUCUUGGAUCUUCUUUAGAUGCUGAUGAGAGGAUGCAGCAGAAAAUAGAGGAAAUAGAAGAGAGGAUGCAACAAAGAAUGCAUGAAAAGUUGAACGAACAAAAGGAUGCUAUGGAACAAAAUAUUACAAUGAACGUCAUCGCACGAUUUCAACGUCUGAACCCAGAUUUGCGACUUGAUCCUGAUAUGUUAAGGUUCAGUGCACGUUCACUUGUAGAUGCUUCCUCUGCACAACAAACUACUAUUCAACUAAACAGUCGACCAUAUGCUGGUAGUAACACUCAAGGUCACUACGUACCAAAUGUUAUACAUCUUCUUCUAUUUCUUCUUCUCCUCCUUCCUUGCUUGGGAUUUUGCUUUGGUUCAAGGAAGAGUGGAUAUGAUAAUAUCCUUUUUCUAUUUAGUAGGAGUAUAUUAUUUCUUAAGUGCCAAGUGGUCUCGUAUAUAUAGUAAUAAUACCCGAGUAAUACUGACAGUUCUAUGAUAGUAGAACUUUGAGAAUUUAAAUUGGAAUAGACAGAUAGGUUGAUGCUUAAGACAAAGUUAUGGAAUGACUUCUCUGUAGCAAUGCUGAAAGACAAAGUUCCCAUGAACUCCUAGGUCUUUGAUCUUCCUGAUGAGAUGUGCUACCUGUCAUGCUAUUGUUGUUGUUCCAUUAUCAUUUUAUAUUGUGUUCGAUUUUAACUUCUGAAAAAAUUAUAGUAGUAUGUAAGAGCUUAGCU
Messenger RNA from Nicotiana tabacum (common tobacco), 2815 nucleotides. RefSeq lists its product as uncharacterized. Lineage: Eukaryota; Viridiplantae; Streptophyta; Magnoliopsida; Solanales; Solanaceae. The record is from RefSeq and is a predicted model, not a curated record.